AUGGCUCUCUCUGAUCACUCUCAACUCCUAUCAAAGGCUUUCUCAGGUCUUGGAGUGGAUGAGAUGUCUUUGAUAUCAACACUGGGAGAGUGGAAUCCCGAAAGGAGGAGAUCUUUUAGAAAAGAAGGUACGCCGAGGUUCUUCAUUGAGGAUGAUAGGUUUUUCGAAAGGUGGAAUGAACAGCAUAUUGCGUUUUUAAAAUGUGAAUUCACCCGUUUUCAGAAUGCAGUGGUUUUAUGGACCAUGCACCCUUGGGAAAGAGACGCUCGUUUAUUGAAGGAGGCAUUGAGGAAGGUGGGUCCGCUGGCGUACAGCGUGAUCAUAGAGGUCGCAUGUACCAGAUCAUCUGAGGAGCUAUUAGGUGCUAGGAGGGCCUAUCAUGCGCUCUUUGACCGCUCCAUUGAGGAAGACGUGGCCCACCAUGUCAAUGGCUCAGAACGCAAGAUGUUGGUAGCACUAGUGAGUUCAUAUAGGUAUGAAGGGCCAAAAGUAAGUGAAGAGGCCGCAAAAUGUGAGGCCAAGACACUCUGCAGUUGCAUUAGAAAUGCAGAUAAGAAGCAGCCCAUGGAGGAUGAAGAGGUGGUGAGGAUAGUAGCAACAAGGAGCAAGCCCCAUCUCCGGGCAAUCUACAAACACUACGAGGGCAUUUGUGGCUCAAACCUGGAUGAGGAUCUUAAUGUUGACUUGAGCUUAAAAGACAUGAUACAAUGCCUGUGUACUCCUCAAAUAUACUUCUGCAAGGCUUUGGAUGCAGCAUUGAGAAAUGGUGGCGAUGAGAAUACUAAAGAAGCUCUAACUAGGGUCAUCGCGACACAAGCUGAUGCACAAAUGAAGGAGAUCAAAGAACAGUACCAUAAUCAGUAUGGAGUUUCUUUGUCUGAGAAGAUUGAAGAGAGAGCCAAUGGAAACUAUAAGGAAUUCCUGCUCACAUUGCUCACAAGAGAUAAUUAGUUAAUACCUAAAAAGAACCAAUGCCAUGUUGUUUGUAUUGAAUUUUAUUUAAAUCCAUAUAAAACCAAAUAAUUUAUGCAAUAAUUUAUAUGAUCCUU
This is a messenger RNA of Malania oleifera, 1049 nucleotides long. Its product is annotated as annexin D4-like. Gene Ontology annotation, cellular component: cytoplasm. Gene Ontology annotation, molecular function: calcium-dependent phospholipid binding; calcium ion binding. The transcript has 6 exons. Bases 1 to 951 code for a protein of 316 amino acids. The record is from RefSeq and is a predicted model, not a curated record. Lineage: Eukaryota; Viridiplantae; Streptophyta; Magnoliopsida; Santalales; Ximeniaceae.